Molecule: messenger RNA, 3858 nt
Organism: Lindgomyces ingoldianus
Lineage: Eukaryota; Fungi; Ascomycota; Dothideomycetes; Pleosporales; Lindgomycetaceae
Exons: 1
Coding region: 150-3533 (1127 amino acids)
Cellular component (GO): nucleus
Molecular function (GO): ATP-dependent chromatin remodeler activity; ATP binding; DNA binding
Source: RefSeq, a predicted model, not a curated record
GUCUUCCUCCUUUCUCUUCAGCGCCACCCGCGACGACAAUGCCUCUUUCUUUGCGUCCCAAUACGCCGAAUUGUUUGCCACUUUGAAGCCAUUGUCUUCUUAUAUUCCGUGCCCGCAACUCCCCUCGCUGCUCCUAAUAGCUUCCACCCAUGUACCGACGCGACCCAAUCGUCUCGUCCUCCCCCAUGGGCUCACAAGCCCCCCGGCCCAGCAAUAGCUUUACAGACAGCGAUGAUGAACUCGCCGAUGACUUUCUCACGCAACCAACUUUGCCCUUGAACCCUAUCCGAUCUUCGCUCUUCCCUCCGCCGACGUUCGUCACUCAACCAACACAGGUGUUGCCCACCACCCCGAAGUCCAACAGAGUCGAUCGUGAAUCACAAAUCCAAGUCGCGCGGUCUUCUCCUGCAGUACACUCCCCAGUCAUAUCCCAGCGCCAACUUCCAUAUGCAAACCCAAUGGCCCCUCCUGGUACAUACCUUCGACGCCCUCCCCCGGCUCACCGCCCCAUCGCGAUCGACCUCACGUGUGACGAUCCUCCCGUGGAGGCGGAUCCUGAAGAAGAGGAUACUGUACGCUCUAAUAUCAAACCAUCACGCAUUGAAGAAACUCCACAGAAACGUCCGUUGAAUCUAUCUAGCUUUCAGUACAACCCUAAUCUAGUCCGCAAACGACCAGCCGAUAACAAUGCUGGCACUCUACCCCUCAGCAAGUGGCCGCGCUCAGUCCCUCGGCAGAUUGGACCGGCUCGGGCCUUGCCAGUAGAGCCUGACAUUGAUAUGGAACUUGACGAUAUCCCAGAUUUUGAUAUGAAGAGGAAGGUACAGCGUCUGAUGGCUGUUGUUCCAGGGAAGCCUGUUCGGGUUCUAUACGAAGCUCUCGUUGCAAAGAGGGGCAAUUGGGAUGAUGCAGCAGAGCUCGUUACCAGGGACCACAACGCUCUUCCAGUCCCGUCCUCGGAAGAUGAGUUACUAAGCUCGCCGAAAAGCCAGCAGCCAGUGAAAACUGCUAAGCGUGAAUUGAAUGCUCCUACGAAGAGUAUUCACGAGAAAUUCUCGACUAUCUGCCAGGCGCAACCCGGUCCUGCGCCUGAAAAUCUACCUAGGAGAAAGGGCCGGCUCGUUCGUGGUCGGCGAAAUCGGUCCCCAACACUAUCUGUCUCCCCACAGGUUCCACUGCGUCCCAUGCCCAGAAAGGUGGAAUUGGAAGACGAGGAUGAGGCAAUUGCAAUUAGCUCAGAUUCCGACGCUGAAGUCUCGGACGAUGCGGAGGUUGAAGAUGACUCUCUUCUCGACUUCUUCAAUACUUGCUCGGUCGAAGCAAUGGUAGAUUUAUCCAACCAGAAGGAAGACGAUGUCCGCUCUAUUCUUGCACGUCGACCGUUCACGUCUCUAACUGCUGUGGAGAAAAUAUAUGUGGAUUCCCAAUUGUCAUCUGGAAACGGAAAGAAGGCUAAGAAACCGAAGAUCCCUAUGGGCGAGAGGUUGGUUGAUUCUGCUACCAGCAUGUGGAGGGGCUACAUGGCGAUUGAUCAAUUGGUAAUCAAGUGUGAAGCCCGAGGAAAGACUAUUGCAGCUGCAAUGGCUAAGUGGGGUGUUGAUGUCUUCGGUGCUACGAUAGAAGGUGAAGUCGCACUCACUUCCCUCGACGACGGAAGCGAUACCUCCUCUAUUCGUGACUCUGGAAUCGGUACUCCACGAAGCAGCAGCGACACAGAAGCAGAUACGGUUCAGAAGGGCUCCCGGGGAAAGAGCACUCUGUUAAAGAAGCCGUCAAAUAUGAGCCCUGACCUCCAGCUUAAAGACUAUCAGCUAGUUGGUCUCAAUUGGCUUAAUCUGCUAUGGCAGAACGGAAUUUCCGGAAUUUUAGCGGAUGACAUGGGCCUUGGGAAGACUUGUCAAGUCAUCGCCUUUCUCUCACACCUCCGACAGCUCAACGUACAAGGACCUCACUUGAUUGUUGUGCCAGGUUCAACAUUAGAGAACUGGCUUCGAGAAUUCCAACGCUUCUCUAACAAGCUUGUCGUCGAGCCUUACUACGGAUUACAGGCAGCGCGCGAGGAGCAACAAUUGAAGAUUCUAGACAAUCGAUCUACAAUUGAUGUCAUAGUUACGACAUAUGAUCUCGCCUUUAAGAAGAUGGACAACGUAUUCCUACGCAAGUGCAGGCCUCACGCUUGCAUAUAUGAUGAAGGACAUGUCUUGCGUAAUUCGACCACUCAGAGAUAUCAAAGCUUGAUGCGGAUUCCAGCGAACUUCCGGCUGCUGUUGACUGGAACACCGCUACAGAACAAUCUCCGAGAACUGGCAUCGAUCCUGGCCUUCAUAAUGCCUGAUAUCUUUAAAGAUGUGGAGGAUGAUUUAACAAUUGUUUUUAAACACAAAGCUAAGACAACUGAUAGCGAUACCCAUGGAGCACUUCUGUCCACACAGCGGAUCAAGCGAGCACGCUCGAUGAUGACCCCUUUCAUUCUGCGUCGCAAGAAAGUUCAAGUCCUCAAACACUUGCCUCAGAAGACCUGUCGAAUUGAAUACUGCAACCUCACAGAAUCGCAGUCAAAACUCUACGCGGAACAGAUUGAGAGACAACGUCAGGUUCUGGUGGACCGUGCUGCAGGCAUUCAGACCAAAGAUCAUGCGAAUGUCAUGAUGAAACUUCGUCAGGCUGCCAUACACCCACUACUCUUCCGAAACCACUAUAGCGAUCAUGUCAUCCGGAAGAUGUCCAAGGCUUGCCUAAGGGAAGAAAAAUUCAAAGACAGCGAUCCUAAUAUCAUCUUUGAGGAGCUACAAUUGUAUCAGGAUUACCAAUGUCACUCGUUGGCCACGACGUACCCUCGCGCCUUAGGCAAGUUCAGACUCACUAACGACGAGUGGAUGGAUUCUGGAAAGAUCAAGAAGUUAGCUGAGUUACUGGUGGGGUUUAAAGAGAAUGGGGAUCGGACUCUCGUAUUUUCCCAGUUCACUUCAGUUAUGGACAUUCUCGAAUGGGUUCUGGACACCCUAGAAAUGGCAUACUUCCGUCUAGAUGGACAGACACCGAUCGCGCAACGGCAAGAUAUGCUCGAUCAAUUUUACGAAGAUGAAACGAUACCUGUCUUUAUGCUCAGUACUAAAUCUGGCGGGGCCGGUAUCAACUUAGCUUGUGCGAAUAAGGUUAUCAUCUUCGAUUCCUCAUUCAACCCACAGGACGACAUUCAGGCCGAAAAUCGUGCCCACCGAGUCGGACAGACACGGGAUGUGGAGGUCAUUAGGCUGGUAACAAAGGGGACGGUUGAAGAGCAAAUUCACGCCCUGGGCGUUUCAAAGCUGGAAUUAGACAAGAUGGUAGCUGGUGAGGAGUCUAUGACUGAUUUCAAGAAUCCUUCUGAGGUGAAGCUAUCUGCGGCUGAGGAGAAGGGACUUGAGGCUGUAGAAGAUAUGCUGUUGGAAGAGUUUCAGAAGAUGGGAAGCGGGGACAAGACGAAAGACGGUGAUCUAAAGAAGCAAUAUCUGGAUGGCUUGAAGAAGGCUGGUCUGGAUGUAGCGGCCUGAUUGCUCUUUUCACGACUUCUCGGUGUGAACUAGAUGUUUUCUGUCCCAGGGCAUCAAUUCGACUGCACUUUUAGAUGUUUUCCUAAGCUUUGUAAGGCGUUAGUAGGAGAGGUAUUGCAUCUGGUGAACCGCUUAGAACGGACAUUGGGUAUACCUUCAUUUUCGAUGCAUAGCGUUGGUGUUUUGCAGAACGAAGCACAGCACACUGUGAAUACUGGAUGGAGUUGGGUGCAUUGAUGGGCUUGGUAUUGUGUAUCUGUUAACUGUAUAUAGAUAGCAGCAUACCCUAUCUGUACAGGUGGGCCAUCCGGCCUUGCUUUGAGUG